UUCAGAAUGCCCCUUGAAGACCCAUUUCCAGGCAAUUGUUGACAAUGCAACACUGGACUGUGAGGGUGAAAGAAACAUCUUUCAUGCACCCAAAUUUAUUGCCGGUCUGGUAAAUCACCUUCUACCACAUGCAACUUUGUGGUCAUCAAUGAUGCUCGGGGAUCUUGGACGUCAUGGUACUGGUCCUGCUUACCAGCAGCUCAGUAAACUCUAUAGUGACAUUCAGCAAUCCAAGAACCAGAAUUUUACACAAGACAACAGAACCCAAGGAAUCAUGGAGAAAAGCCAGUGGGAUUUGAAAAAAAUCCGUAUCCAGAGAAGGAGACUGACAAGGCUUGAUGACUUUGUGGAAAUUUAUCAAAAAAUGCAUGAUGCCCUCCUGCUUGAAUAUGCAGACAUGAAAAAAUCAAGACAAAAGUCUUUUCGCGUGGAAAUGGAGAAAUGGAAAGACAAACGCAUUAAACGGAAAGGUGUGUACGUGUCACCGUUAGUGACCGAACUGCCACUGAAGAAAAAGAAAACUGAGAUAAAAGGGAAGACCACUGUUCAAACCUUUAAACAGGAACAGCACAAACAACAUGAUGCUCGUCAAAACCAGGAUGAGAGCCAGGAACAAAUAGCCGUUUGCCAAAAAAUAGCAACAUACAUGGCUAAUAAAGUGUCGGUCACAGUAUGGAAAGGAGAUUUAUGUGCCUUCAAAGUGGAUGCAAUUGUGAAUGCAGCUAAUGAAAGUCUCUCUCACAUGGGUGGACUUGCAAAGGCACUGUCUGCUACUGGAGGACGUACUAUCCAAGCAGAGAGUGAUGUCUUCAUUGCCAAAAAUGGCAAAUUAAAGGCUGGACAAGUUGCAGUUACCACAGCAGGCAAACUACCUUGCAUGAAGCUGAUUCAUUUGGUAGGCCCGUGUCUGCAGAAUGACCCCACAGUGCACAUGAUAUCCCAUGCAAAGAAACUUUUAACUAAAGGUAUUUUGAAUGUCAUGACAUGUGCAGAAGAGCACAAAUUUUCAUCUGUUGCCAUUCCAGCAGUGAGCUCUGGAAUAUUCAACUUUCCAGUCUCAAUUUGUGCUGAUGUUGUAGUCACCACAAUCAAAAAGUACAUUAAACAUAAGAACCCCACAAGUCCUCCAUUUGAAAUACACCUGGUAAACAACGAUGAUCCAACCGUGAAGGAAAUGGAAAGGGCCUUCAAAGAGAUCCUUUUGGAGCCACUCUCUGAUGUCAGGAGGACAAUCGAGGGGCCAGAGGAUUCUCCAUCUACACUGGAAAGGACAGAGCACCUUGAGAGAAACACAACCGGUCUAACAAAGGACACUGCAUCACAGGUCGCAUAUUUGUGGAAACAACAGGAAACGGAAGUUGUUGUUUCUGUGGUCCCAUCUCAGAUUAGAGGUAACAACUUUGUCAUACGUCACAGUGAGUUCCUGACCCUUAGACCACACAGCUGGCUUGUUGGAGAGGUAUGUAAUCCAGGUAUUAACCCGCCUUCCCCCCAAAAGUACUGCAUAAGGAUAACGUUAAAGCUGGGGCAGAACAUUAGUUGUUCCCUACACAUUCAGUAAGUACUGCUUUAGAUCUACAUUCCAGGCAUAUCCU
Messenger RNA from Oreochromis niloticus (Nile tilapia), 1595 nucleotides. RefSeq lists its product as uncharacterized. Gene Ontology annotation, biological process: positive regulation of type II interferon-mediated signaling pathway; negative regulation of gene expression; protein poly-ADP-ribosylation. The coding region runs from base 149 to 1561 and encodes 470 amino acids. The record is from RefSeq and is a predicted model, not a curated record. Gene Ontology annotation, molecular function: ubiquitin-like protein ligase binding; transcription corepressor activity; NAD+ poly-ADP-ribosyltransferase activity. Lineage: Eukaryota; Metazoa; Chordata; Actinopteri; Cichliformes; Cichlidae. The transcript is spliced from 8 exons. Gene Ontology annotation, cellular component: nucleus; cytoplasm.